Molecule: messenger RNA, 486 nt
Organism: Protopolystoma xenopodis
Lineage: Eukaryota; Metazoa; Platyhelminthes; Monogenea; Polystomatidea; Polystomatidae
Source: the annotation of a GenBank genome assembly
AUGAACGCGGCGAAACAGAGAGAAAAAUUAGGAUACGAAUCAAGGAACACCUUCGAAAGAUCAGAAUUAACGGAACAUAUCGCACAGAGUGGACACGAGAUUAAUCGGAAGGCGAUAGAAAGAAGGGCCUCAUACAGUACCAACAAAGGGAAGCGGAAGAUUAGGGAGGCAAUUGACAUCGUUGGGGAGACAAAUCUAAUGAACAGGAGAUUGGAGGAAGGUAGAGUUAGCGAUGACUUUGCCUACUGCUUAAGCAAACUCGGGGACAACAAGAAUACAGCAAGACCAGGAAAAAGGAAAUGCCUGGGUCAGGGAUCUAUUGCUAGCUGGAGGAAAAGGGAUCGCGAUAAGAAAAGGGAAGAUGGGGCGGGGAUUUUCGGCAACAAAAAAAGACGUUGUCAGUGCGUGAUGUCUGUUCGAAUAAACCGGUACAAGAUUGGAGGCCUAACAGUCAAGGAGCUGGGCAGACGGACAAGCAAACCGUAA